ACAUCCAUAACCUAUGUUCUUUUCUCUUACAAUAUUUCAUUAUAAAAAUUUGAAAACAUACAGAGAUGCUGACAGAACUGUAGAGUGAAUACCCAUUAUACUUCACACCUAAAAUCUACAAUUAAUCAUCUCAUACUCCUAACUUUUUCGCAGCCCAGGUUGUUUUUUUAUCUCAACAAGCUAUUUAUGUCUCCACUAGAUGUGAGCCUGAAAAAAGGAGUAGCAACCUCAGCCUGUCAGAUUUUAUGAGUGGCUCAGUAAUGCACUUACUUUGCCAAUUGCCCUUUUGUUCAAUUUGUGCAAACAAUAACUGGUUCUUUUUUUAAUUUCAGAUAAUAUGAAGAAGGAUGAUAUGCCUGAGCCUACAAAGAGCAGCCAUGGUUUCUUAGCACGUCCUCUAGGCCUAAAGUCAGACUCCUGGAAUGCAGGUUCAUGGAAUUCUGUCCUAAAUUUCCCUGCAAUAUCUUUCGUGACAGAUCCACCCACCUUAAAUCUUAAGAUAAAGGCCACUUGCUUUUCAGCUUCAGCUACCUGAACAAUGGGUGUUGCCAUCUAGUGUCAGGGGGUCUAGUAUUUCUGAGAGAAAGAGAGGGCUUUGAAUGAAGACAGGAGACAGACAAAAAAGGGAGUCAGAGGUUGUUGGGAAUGCGAACAGCUGUGCAGUCUAACCAGUAUUUUUAAAAAUUAAGCAUAGUAUUUUAAAGCUAUUAAAGGUAUUGCUGAUUUUGUCUCCUACUUCCUUUUGUAACAACAAUGUGAUUAGCAAAUAGAAGCGGCUAAAAUGAAAAUUUUUGACAACUUUUUCCCCCCACUUUUAGCAAUGAUUCCACAUAGACCUGCUCUUAUUCAAGUAAUUGUAAUUGCAAGUAUAGCCUUCAGCAUUGCCCUGAUAUGUGGGACUGUGAUCUCCUAUAUGAUAUAUCGACUGGUCCAGGAUGAGGAAAGACGGCAACUUGAGUUGCUUUAUAGAAAUAUCAGGAUACCGUCCUUAGAAGAUGAGGAGGAUGGUUCUGAGGAAGAGGGCCAGGAUGAGUCCACUUACCUGCUCCCAGAGAACGAGAAGGAACUGGAGAAGUUCAUUCUCUCAGUUAUCAGAUCAAAAAGAAGGAAAAAUACUGAAAAGAAGAAUUUGAGGGAAGAGCAAAUGUCAGUAAAGGAGACAGAGAAUACUGCAUCCCAUGUCAAAGUGGAAGAUUUGUGAAGGCAGAGGAAAGAGGGGAAG
Nycticebus coucang (slow loris) is the source of this 1222-nucleotide messenger RNA. It is a transcript of the gene C10H19orf18, whose product is annotated as chromosome 10 C19orf18 homolog. The transcript is spliced from 3 exons. The record is from RefSeq and is a predicted model, not a curated record. NCBI's taxonomy places the organism in Eukaryota, Metazoa, Chordata, Mammalia, Primates, Lorisidae. Bases 782 to 1201 code for a protein of 139 amino acids.